UUGAAGGUGAAGACGGACGCUGGUAAUGAUGGUCCCGACAAAUAUAUGUAUUGUGUAGUUGUAUUAUCCAUCCAUCCAUCCAUUUCCUACCGCUUAUUCCCUUUUGGGGUCGCGGGGUUAAUUAAAGUUUAAAUUUAAAUACUUUGUUGAGCACUAUUUGGACUUAAUGUUCGACAGCCUCAAAAUAUCACUCGUGUGUAGCAGACCUUGCUCCUGUAAACACGUUUUGACGUCAUUCACUAAUCAGGGUUACAACGCUACCCUUCUGGCCUACGGGCAGACAGGUUCCGGGAAGAGUUACUCCAUGGUGGGCUACAGGCCUAACAAAGGCCUGGUGCCCAAACUGUGUGAGCGACUCUUUGAGGCUAUUAAAGGGAAUCAGGACACAAGACAAUGCCAGGUCUUCUUCAGUAUGUUGGAAAUAUACAACGAGCAGGUGGUGGACCUGCUGUCUCGCAGCAGUCGUCCUCCAGGGGGUCUCCGUGUCAGAGAGGAGCAGCAUAGAGGCUUCUAUGUGGAGGGUCUGCGUACUGUGCCUUGUGAUAGUGCAGCACAGGUGGAGCAGUUGAUGGAGCAGGGCACUAGAACCCGGACCACCGCAGCCACUCACACAAACGCCAACAGCAGUCGCUCCCACAUGUUAAUCGUGUUGCAGCUCAAACAGAUCUUUUCCAAAGAGAGCAUCAGCAAACAAUCCAACAUCAACCUGGUGGACCUGGCAGGAAGUGAGCGUCAGAGGUCAUUAGGGUCAGAGGCUGACCGUCUGAAAGAAGGCACGGCCAUCAAUCUGAGCCUCACCACGCUGGGCAACGUCAUCAGCGCCCUGGCUGACAUGGCAGUGGGGAAGAAAGUGGUCCAUGUUCCCUACAGGGAUUCAGUCCUUACAAAGAUGCUGCAGUCCGCACUGGGAGGGAACAGCCGUACUGUCAUGAUCGCCACGCUGAGCCCUGCUGACAUCUGCUAUGAGGAGUCUCUGUCAACACUUCGUUAUGCUGAGAGGGCAAAGCACAUCCAGAACCGGCCUGUAGUGAACGAAAGUCCCACGGAGCGUCUGGUCAAAGAACUCAAAGCUGAGAACGCCAGACUGAUGCAGAGACUGAGCAGACUGGGCCAGGAGGGGCGCAGCGCCAAUGAUGAAACGAAGGAGAUCCGUCAGCUGCUGACACGCAAUGAACUCCAGAUUAGAACCAUACACACUCUGUGGGAGCAACAUCUGCAGGAGGCACUCAAGGACUGGGAGCAACAGUAUGCCAACAUCACGCAGGAGAGGAGAAUGAUGCAGAUGCAUCCUUACAUCCUGAACAUCAAUGAGGAUGCUCAGCUGUCUGGUGUGGUCAAGCUGUUCAUCCAAGAGGGAGAAUGGGAUGUUGGCCUCUGUGACAACACAUCCACCUCCAUCACCAUUAAGGGUUUAGGCAUUCAGCAGCGUCACGCUGUGAUGAGGAACGAACAGCGCCGGGUAACGCUAACGCCGCUGAAGGGGUCAAAGGUGACUGUCAAUGGCAGAGCUGUUGGUGAGAUGACUGAGCUGCACCACCUGGACAGACUCAUUCUCGGUUCCAACUGCACAUAUCUUUACAUCGGAUUCCCGUCCGAGAGAGGCGCUGAUGACUGGAGUUACUACGACUACGACUAUUUCCUGUCAGAACUGGCUGCUGCUGAGGGCAUCCACCUUGGUCAAACGAGCGCAGGAUGUUGCAAGACUGAUCCAAGUCUGCUGGCGGUCUUUUACGACUACAUCAAACUGAUGCCUCUGGUGGCUGAAGCCAACCAGAUGAGCCAAGAGUUAAACAAGGGAGUGGAGUUUAAAUUGGAGAUUAAGAAUCUGGUGCUCUCAGAUUCAAAAGGCCACGACCUGGAAAAAUACAUUGUCUGCAGAGUCAUCUCCAAGCCCAGCAAACAGGUGUGGAUUUGGUCCAAGGCCAAGUUUGUGAACCGCAAAUUCCUGAUGGAAGAAAUCUACCAGCAGCAUCUGGCUGAGCUGAAGGGAGAACAUGGAGAAGAGGGCCUUUCCACAGCGGCCUGGCCCAGAGAUAAGGAUCCUUUUUGGGAUCCGGUAGAACCGUUGCUCCUGGGAACCGCUCACCUUUGGCUCCAGUCUUUGGCCUUUCACAUUCCUCUGGACGAGCAACUGGAGGUGCUGGGGUCAGAGGGCAGCGAGGAGGCCAUUAUUCAAGCAAAGCUUCUUCCUUGCAGCUCGACUGGCAUGCCUCUGGGAGAAGACGACAUCCUCAUUGACCCGUCUGAGCUUCUGGGUCGGCGACUUGACGUGCAGCUAGUUCUGGAACAGUGUUUUGGACUUUGCUGGAUCAGAGAGGAUCGCAGUCGAGGCGUCCAGAUUGGUUUCAGGCUGUUUGACAGCUCAGUGCCUUUCUACACACCUGCUGUCUGGCACAGUGUCAUCCCUGCGCUGCAUCACAAAGUCCACUUUGCGUCACGCCAGGUGUCCCAGCGUCUACUUGAUUACCUUCAGAGCAGCGCUUUGCUUCUGGAGCUUUGGGGGCUUCAAGAGGGUUGCACUAUCUUGGUAUCGCCACUUGAGGGGUCUAAAGGGACCACAGAGGGUAUCUUCUUUAUUGAAGGCGAUGGCACAACUAAUAAUAAUCCUACUGAUUCUGCAUUACUGAACAGUUCAAUGGCAGAAUUUCAGAAAGAAAUGGAAGAAUUGAAAAGAGUGAACAAGUUACUGAUGAAAGAAAAUCAAAGUUUAAGAGGACAGCUGAACAUGGGCAAGAAUGGUACCACCAGUGCACGAAGUCGCUCAGUUCGGCCCAGUUGUGAUGCAGAGUUUGCUCGCUCACUGAAGCUUUUUUACCACAGCAUGACUUCUGUUCGGGCUCAGCUGCAGAGUCUGCGCAGACAAAGGCCAGGCGAGUCAUGUGACCUGUUGAGUCUACGACUCUUUGUGGAUGAGCAGAGUGGUCUGCUGAAGGACUUCUCAGAGCACCUGGAGGCAACUGUGUCAGCCCUCAAACGUGACGUUGCUGCCAUCGUCCGACGCAAGAGAGAACAAUGGGGAUCUUGGACUUGAGGCUUUUAACAUUCAUUGAGGUGUGAAAGAAUGAUGGGUUCCCACUUCUCUGUGAGCGUUUUGAGCAUCUAAUAAUAGAAAAGCGCGAUAUAAAAUCUAAUCCAUUAUUAUUAUUAUUGAAGCGCUGAUAGUUUGAUUUUGUAUAGCUUAGAUUGUAAAUUUUGAUGUUUGCUGAUUUUUAUCCACUUAAGUCAGCAAAGUUCCUGCUUAGUUGAUUUAAAUAAAAAAAAUUGUGAUGUCCACAUGAAACCUACAAACAGUACAUUAUUAAAGUCCAUACAAAAUUUAUUAGACUGUAUGUAAAAGUUAAUGCAAUUUCAAACUGCAAAUAAA
Messenger RNA from Nerophis lumbriciformis (worm pipefish), 3364 nucleotides. It is a transcript of the gene kif28, whose product is annotated as kinesin family member 28. The record is from RefSeq and is a predicted model, not a curated record. Gene Ontology annotation, biological process: microtubule-based movement. Gene Ontology annotation, molecular function: microtubule motor activity; microtubule binding; ATP binding. Lineage: Eukaryota; Metazoa; Chordata; Actinopteri; Syngnathiformes; Syngnathidae.